Messenger RNA from Trematosphaeria pertusa, 348 nucleotides. RefSeq lists its product as uncharacterized. The transcript has 2 exons. Lineage: Eukaryota; Fungi; Ascomycota; Dothideomycetes; Pleosporales; Trematosphaeriaceae. The record is from RefSeq and is a predicted model, not a curated record. Bases 1 to 348 code for a protein of 115 amino acids.
AUGGUGGCCUGUCUCCGCUCCCUAAUCAGCCUCCUCGCGCGUGUCGACAACGACAUCGAAAAAUCGAAGCACGCCCGUGCACAACGAAAGCAAGAGGCCGCAGACCGCAAGCUACGGGAGCGACGAUGGAGAGAGCUCACAAAAGGGAAUGUGGCGGCCGAUCGCGACGCGCAGCGAACAAGCGGAGGAGAGCAAAACAGAGUUUCCAGAUGGCGCAGCAUUAACACCAGGAAGAUCAAGGAAGACGGUGACGAGGACGCGGACGACGAGCACAGCGAUCCAGAAGCCAAUACUCUCGAUCUAGCGCGCGUUCCCGCUGCAAUAGCAUUUUAUAGCGGCGCGCUGUAA